Talaromyces stipitatus ATCC 10500 is the source of this 1164-nucleotide messenger RNA. RefSeq lists its product as uncharacterized. Gene Ontology annotation, cellular component: membrane. The transcript has 4 exons. Gene Ontology annotation, biological process: metal ion transport; transmembrane transport. The record is from RefSeq and is a predicted model, not a curated record. Gene Ontology annotation, molecular function: metal ion transmembrane transporter activity. NCBI's taxonomy places the organism in Eukaryota, Fungi, Ascomycota, Eurotiomycetes, Eurotiales, Trichocomaceae. The coding region runs from base 1 to 1164 and encodes 387 amino acids.
AUGACUAAUGAAGAACGAUACAGUCUACUACUACAGAGAAACUAUCCCAAGGACAAACCGGAACUUUUGCCAAUUGUACCAAUACUGGAGUAUUUCGAUGCACCCCCUGUACUUGCUACAGGAAUGUGUGCCGAGAUAAACGGCUAUUUCGGGGCGAGUAGUGGUUAUGAUGACGAUGAAAGAUUGAAGCGUUACAGUACGUGGAUGCGCUGUCUUGUGAAGAUGGUUCUCAAAAAACCUGUCAACGGCAAGAACUACAAUUGGUUCGAAAUGACAUUGUUGAGUCGAUGGGCUGCGCUUGCGGAUACGCAUCAUAUUAUGUGUACUGAUGCGCCGGAUCAUUUUCCCAGAAGUCUUUUGAAUGCAUUGAAAAAGGCUUCUUACCAGACGAGCCCGGAUUAUUUCCGAGACCCAUUUUCGAUGCAUGCGCAGUUACUGGAUCAGAUCGUGGAGUUGAACGAUAAGUCUGUAUGGGCUAUUAGGCACCCUAUUCGGGAUAUUGAAAAGCAACGACCAACCGCCAGCCCAGACUUUGAGUCAAUGCACGAGAUCUCUCGGCAUACAAUCCACAUCUCUGAAGUAUUGCUGGUUACUAUAUUGAAUUUUGAGAGUCUGAGGGAGCAGCAAAGAUACAUGCAUAGUGAAAGUAUCAAGUCGCACGAGGGUAAACUACUUCUAGGUAAAGAGUAUCGGGAGGGGGCUCUUGAAUAUCUGAAUUUUCAGAUUCAGAUGCUCAAAAGUUUGAGGGAACGGUCCAUUUCGAAUCAUUCGAGGUUGAGCAGUGAGAUUACCGUUGCCUAUAACCGUAUAGCUCAGCAAGACAAUCGAGUCAUGAACUCAAUCGCAUUUCUGACCAUGAUCUUCCUUCCUGCUGCGUUCAUCUCAGUGAGUCUUUCGUCUCUUAUUUUGCCGAUAUACUCUAAUAUUCUUCAGUCCUUCUUCAGCACAACAUUCUUCAGCUUCGGUGAGGAUGGACUGCAAGUCUCCAAACAAAUGUGGCUCUACUGGGCCGUCACCAUCCCAUCCACGCUAAUCAUCAUGAUCGUCUGGCGAUUAUGUCUCCAUACCAAGGCGCCGUUGACAUACCACUCCAUAAAGCAAUUUGGCAAGACCCGGUAUAACCGAAUGCUGAAAAAGGACAAUAACGAGAAGAUGACUGUUUGA